This is a messenger RNA of Lingula anatina, 3130 nucleotides long. RefSeq lists its product as uncharacterized. The record is from RefSeq and is a predicted model, not a curated record. Lineage: Eukaryota; Metazoa; Brachiopoda; Lingulata; Lingulida; Lingulidae. Gene Ontology annotation, cellular component: microtubule associated complex. Gene Ontology annotation, molecular function: microtubule binding; microtubule motor activity; ATP binding. Gene Ontology annotation, biological process: microtubule-based movement; spindle elongation; mitotic spindle organization.
CUCGUUGACACUGUUUUCUGGGUCACUACAACAAGUGCUUGGCGAUCUGUGCAAUCUUUAGGCAUUCCACAAAAUUCCAUUGCGUAUUGAAGAAAAUAUAGAAUGCCCAGUGAGACCACUCAGGUCAAGGUGGUGGUCAAGGCUCGCCCCCUUCUAGAGGUGGAAGAAACUAAAGGUGGGAAAAAUGUGGUCAAGAUUUCUGGAGACAAAAUCAGUGUGGACACAGGGGGAAAGGAACAAACAUUUGUAUAUGAUGGAAGUUUUGCUGGAGAUGUGAAAGCAAACCAGCUGUACAAGGACAGAUGUGAACCACUUCUGCAGAAAGCAUUGGAAGGAUACAAUGUCAGCAUCAUGGCUUUUGGUGCAACUGGUUCUGGGAAGUCCCACUUGAUGUCAGGGACAGAGGAUGACCCAGGGAUUGUUCCUUGUUUGAACCAUAGUCUGUACAAGCAUGUUGAAGAAAAAGCUGGGAAGAAAGAAUUCUUUAUCACAGUCACAUUUGUUGAGAUUUUGGAUGAACAAAUGACAGACUUGUUAAAUCCACAUUCCAAUGAGAUGAGAGUCAGACAGCAUCCACAACUUGGAAUCUAUGUUGAUGGGCUGUCAGAGCUAGUAGCAAAUGAUGGAGAAACUCUGGCCAAGCUGUAUGAACAGGGCAGUAGAGCUCGGAAAAUGGGAGCUACUGAUGUCAGGGCACACAGGGCAAGGUCUCACUCAAUCUUCACAAUCCAUGUAGAUCAGAAGGAGUCCAACUCCAGCAAGGUUGGCCUGAAGUCUACUAUACAGAUGGUUGACCUGGCAGGUCCAUCUGAUCCACAUUAUGGAUCUGAGGGUGUGGACAGUAACAGCAGUCUGCAGGCUGUGGCAAGGGUCAUUGCAGCCCUGGGAGAUUCCAAGAAGAAAGGUGGCCACGUUCCAUACAGAGACUCCAGAAUAACAAGGCUUCUACAGGAAGCCUUUGGUGGGAAUGCUUUCAGCCUGAUGUUUGCCUGCAUUUCUCCAGCAGAUCUGUUCUCACAGGAGACUAUGGUAACUCUGCAGUAUGCUACUCUUGCUAGGAAUAUAAAGAACGAGGCCAGAGUUAAUUUGGAUGAGACCACACACAUCAUCGCUGACCUCAGAGAAGAAAUUGCACGUCUCAGAGACAAGCUGACAACAAACAGUAAGAAGGAGGAUGUCAUGAAGAUGGAGGAUUUAAUCCAUGACUUGCAAAUUGCCAAGAGGCAGACCUGGGAAGAGAAGCAAAGGUUGUCCAUUCAGUAUGAGGAGGAAAGAAAAACAAACUUGGCUAAUAAGGGAAUACUGGAGUGGGUGAUGGACAGCAUGCGAAAGGGAGACAAGGAGAUGCAGGAAAAGCUUCUGCUACUUCAAAAAGAAAAAGAUCAGUUAAUGCUUCAAUACAAAGAAAAGAGAAAGGCUGUGGAUGGAAUGAAAGAAGACCUGCAGAAAAAGAUUGCUGAAUACUCCAAGAUGGCUGACAGUGGUAAAGCCACAGAUGCUAGCACCAAGGCUAAGGUGACAGCCAUUCAUGAAUUGAAAGAGCUUUUGAAGAGUGAAAGUGAAAGGCUGAAGGAAAUAAAACAACACUUGAAGGAGGUCACAGAGAAACAGAGGACAGAAAGAGAGGAUGCCAGAUCCCAGAACAUGAUGCUGAGGGGCAAUGCUGAGCUGAGACAGGCUGUGGAGAUUGAGGAGCGAAAGAAGAUCGAGAUGGAGAAUGCUAUCAUGGUGGAAGAUGAGAUGGAGAGGGUCGGGAGAGAGGUGGAUUUUCUCAGAAUGGAAAUCCAGAACAAGGUGGAGCAAGGCAAGCAGUACAGUUCAGAGGAAGGCAGCAAGCUGGAGAUUGAGGUUGCAGAGCUGAAGGCUGAGAGACAAGUGAUUGCACUUCAGCAACAAGUGCUUGAACAGGAGAAAGCUCGUCUUCAGAGGACCCUGGACGAUGCAUAUAAGCAUCACAAAGAGGAGACUGAAAUACUGCAGCUGCAAAAUUUCCAGACAUUCCGUAACUAUCGUGAGGUGUUUGAGCAGCAGAAGUCUGCCCUGGAGCAGAGAUAUAGAGGACUGCUUGAAGAUGCAGUACAGGAUGCCGUCUUCAUGUCUUCCAGGAAUGCCGAGAUGGUGGAGGAAAACCAGUCCCUUAGACAAGAAAUUGCAGAACUAAAAGACAGGUUGACGGUGCUGGAGGGACAGGCUGCAGCCAACUAACCCUGGAGACUUAGUUCUUAUAAAACAUAAACUUUGACAUCCAAUGUGACGUCAUUUUAACUUAAGAGGAAUUACAAUAGGUGUUGUUGCAAUCAGUCUAAAAGGGAAUGUAUCUAUUUCAGCAUAUUUUACAAACUCAGUUAAAUUAAAAAUUUGACAUAGUAUGAUACAUGCUUAUGACUAUAUAAAUUUCUUAUUUAAAUGUCAAUUAAUAACCGUCCAUUAUAGACAUCAUAUUGUGAUUUAAAGCAAAGUUGUAUAUACAUAUAUGGCAAGGCAGAGGAAUUGAAUUUGUAAAACCUGGAAUCUUGAGAAACAGAGGUAUGCAGGUUUCAGAUGUCUCUUAUAAUGCAGUAAAAUCCGUCCUUUUUAGACAGUUGUAUCUCUAGUUUAUUUUUCUGAUGCAGUAAUUUACCCUGCACAUAAAAAUGUUAACGUUCCAUUAUUACAAUAUAUAAGUUACAUGACUGUACAAUCUCAGAGAGCUUUACAUUUAGUCAAAUAUUCAAACUUGCAUAGUUUUUUAUGCAGAUACAUGCUUUACAGAUAUUCAUCUUUUAUGGUUAAACUUAUAUUAUUUAAUCUAGAUGUAUACUAGAAGACAUUGGGAUUUUAUUUUAGUUUAGACCAGUUUUUACUGAAUUUGCCAUUUUGAUUAAGUCUGAUCUGACAAGUCAUUUCUGAUUAAUGUUGUUAUUCAAAUGUAGGCAAAUUAAUGGUAGAAUAGGAAUGAUGAUAAUAUCAAUUAAUCAAGAUACAUGCUGCAGUGUUAUAAAUCUAUGCUUUUUUAAUUUCCACUUCCAUGGUUUUCAUGCUGGUUCAUGAAAGGCCAGAUAACCUUCUGUUAAUAAAUUUUGUUCAUAAUAUUGUUCAUGGUUUUCUUUGAGAUUUUAAGCAUUUUAAUUCGCUUAUUUCAGACAUGACU